UUCUUUUUUAUCAGAAAAAAAAAAUGUCUAAACGAAGUAAUGAAGAAACUGUUGUAAAAGAAGAUGUCAACAAGCGAGCCAAAACAGAAUCUCAUGCACCUGAUUGUGCAGACAAGACGUGUACAGGCUGUGACAUUGGCGAAGUAGAGAUUGCAUUUACAAACAAGACAGAAGAUGGCGAAGUGGAGGAAGUACAACCAAAUGCGCAUGAACUGAUGGUCCUUGCGAUUGAUGAGGCUCAGGAAGGUGAUAAUGAUAUGGCACGCCGACUGUUUGAUAUGUCACUGGAAAAGUUUCAACAGGACGAACCAGAAAAUCGAACAGGCUAUGCGACAUGUUUAGUUCAGUUGGGUAAGACAAUAGGCGUCGAAGAGAGUCUGCGUGAGGGCCUGGAUAUAUUACGAGCAGAAAAGAACAAAGACAGCAUCUUGAAGCUCAAGGUGGCCUAUGCUGCCCUGGCCCUAGCCAAUUACUUACGAAUGCAGCAGAUCGCCGCUUUUGCUCCUCAGGAGGCUAACCUCUAUCAAGAAAAUGCUGAGUUGGAUGAAGAUGCUUAUGAAGAACUCUUAUCGAAACAAAAGGUCACACCAGAUGAAGAAAAACUCUACAAGGAGGCAAUUGGUCUUGUUCGUGAAGUCAUCAAAGAUGCGCCUAUGUCUGACAUCCAGAGCGUCAUCUCUGAAUUGAGAAAUUACGCCUUGUCAUUGGAUUUGCCUGUGCAAAAGGACCAUGCCAAUGUUGUCCUGGAUGCAACCAUUGAGUUUAUUCAGCAGGUGCCUGAGCAUCAGGAUAAUUGGGAACUUGUCACAGUUUGGGCUGCUUGUCUUGCACAUCAGGAAAAAGUGGUUGACGGAACUCAAAAGAGAGUUGAGGUGAUAUCCAAAGCUAUUGAAAUGGCUGAGAAGGCAAAUCAACUGCAUGUUGACAAGGUGGGAAAGGAUCAUCCGUUUAUGUGGGAACUGCUUGCUGGAUUGCUUAUGACUCAAAUUAGUUUAGUAGAUGAUGAGGAUGAGGUUAUGGUCUUGUAUGAGCGCGCUGUGAGCUCAUUCAAGAAGGCACAUGAAUUAGCACCUGAAAAAGUUGAAUUAUUAGAAAUGAUUAAGGUGAUUGAAGAAAUGAAGGACGCAGAAGGCAACAACGAUAGUGAUGAUGAAUAACAAAAUAAUAGCAACAACAAUAAUAAUUAAAAGAAAGAGAGAAAGAGAGAAGGGGUGUGAGUGUGAGUGUGUGUGAAGGUAGUAUUAUAUGGAAUAACACACUUAUAACACA
Rhizopus microsporus ATCC 52813 is the source of this 1269-nucleotide messenger RNA. RefSeq lists its product as uncharacterized. Gene Ontology annotation, molecular function: protein binding. Lineage: Eukaryota; Fungi; Mucoromycota; Mucoromycetes; Mucorales; Rhizopodaceae. The transcript has 3 exons. The record is from RefSeq and is a predicted model, not a curated record. The coding region runs from base 24 to 1157 and encodes 377 amino acids.